Molecule: messenger RNA, 1584 nt
Organism: Emys orbicularis (European pond turtle)
Lineage: Eukaryota; Metazoa; Chordata; Testudines; Emydidae
Gene: VANGL1
Product: VANGL planar cell polarity protein 1
Exons: 7
Coding region: 10-1584 (524 amino acids)
Biological process (GO): multicellular organism development
Cellular component (GO): plasma membrane
Source: RefSeq, a predicted model, not a curated record
UCUGCUGCCAUGGAUACCGAAUCGACAUACUCGGGAUAUUCCCACUACUCAGGUCACUCCAAAAAAGCCCACAGACAAGGGGAAAGGAGUCGGGACAGGCACAAAUCGCCACGGAGUAAAGAUGGCAGUAGGUCAGAGAAAUCUGUCACCAUCCAGACGCCUCCCGCGGAACCGCUGCUGGGGAAUGAUGCCUCUCGGACAGAAGAGGGUCAGGAUGACAACUGGGGUGAGACCACAACAGCUAUCACAGGCACCUCGGAGCACAGCAUCUCCCAGGAGGACAUUGCCAGGAUCAGUAAGGAUCUGGAGGACAGUGUUGGCUUGGAUUGCAAACGCUACCUUGGUUUAACAGUGGCUGCUGUCCUUGGACUCCUCGUCUUCCUUACCCCCAUUGCCUUCAUUCUCUUACCCCAGAUCCUGUGGCGGGAUGAACUGGAGCCAUGUGGCACCGUCUGCGAGGGACUGUUCAUCUCUGUGGCUUUUAAACUCCUGAUUCUUCUGAUUGGGACCUGGGCUCUGUUCUUCCGUCAGCCGAAGGCGGAUAUACCGAGAGUGUUCGUGUUCCGGGCCCUCCUGUUGGUCCUUAUAUUCCUGUUUGUUUUUUCCUACUGGCUCUUCUAUGGCGUCCGCAUCUUGGACUCCAAGGAUACCAAUUACCAGGGGAUAGUGCAGUAUGCGGUGUCUCUCGUAGAUGCUCUCCUCUUCAUUCACUAUCUAGCCAUUGUGCUGCUGGAGCUGAGGCAACUGCAGCCCAUGUUCACGGUCAAGGUGGUGCGGUCGACAGAUGGAGAGUCGCGAUAUUAUAGCUUGGGGCACCUGAGCAUCCAGCGAGCUGCAUUGGUGGUUUUGGAAAACUACUACAGAGAUUUCACCAUCUAUAACCCGAGCUUGUUAAUGGCCUCCAAGUCUCGCGCAGCCAAACACAUGGCUGGCCUGAAAGUCUACAAUGUGGAUGGCCCAGGUAACAAUGCUGCCGGCCAGUCCCGGGCCAUGAUCGCUGCUGCCGCCCGGCGCAGAGACUCCAGUCACAAUGAGCUUUACUAUGAAGAAGCAGACCACGAUCGCAGAGUUAAAAAACGUCGAGCAAGGCUUGUGGUUGCAGUGGAAGAGGCUUUCACUCACAUUAAACGUCUCCAGGCGGAGGAACAGCAGAAAGCCCCAGGUGAAGUGAUGGAUCCCCGUGAGGCAGCCCAGGCGAUUUUCCCAUCCAUGGCGAGGGCUCUGCAGAAAUACCUUCGCACCACCCGGCAGCAGCACUACCACAGCAUGGAGAGCAUCCUGCAGCACCUGUCCUUCUGCAUCACCAACAACAUGACGCCCAAGGCAUUCCUGGAGCGUUACAUCAAUCCAGGCCCAACCCUCCAAUAUGACAGGGAUCGCUGGUUCUCCAAGCAGUGGACACUCGUCAGUGAAGAAGCAGUCACAAGUGCAUUAAGGGAUGGUGUCAUUUUUGUUCUCAAGUGCUUGGACUUCAGCCUUGUAAUUAAUGUGAAGAAAAUCCCCUUCAUCAAACUCUCGGAAGAGUUCAUAGAUCCCAAAUCUCACAAAUUUGUCCUUCGCUUGCAGUCUGAGACUUCGGUUUAG